AUGUUCACCAGAGGCAUUACUAUUUAUAAUCCUUGGGAUGAGCAAAGAAAAAAACAAUCUGUGAGAUCUAUGGGUUUUGGAGCUUUGUUAAAAAUGAAAAUCACGGAUAUACCACUGAAGCUGAGAUUUUAUGUUCUUCAAAAAUUUGAUUUUGAGAGAACGGUGAUAGAUAUUGAAGGAAAGGAAUUGAAAGUAAUAGCAGAGUCUGUUCAUGACAUGUUGGGCAUACCAAUUGGUGGAAACAAACUUACACAACUAGAUCAAUGGCCUAAGGAUGAUACAAGAGAUACAGAUAUCGAAGACAGUGAUUCUGAUAAAGAUGAAGAUCAUUCUGUUGAGGCAUAUGAAUCAAAAAUAUCAAAAAUGCUUAAUAGUUUUGAGAGGAUGAAGGAAAAGUUGAAUUCAAAGCUUAAUGAUGCGAUGACAAAGUUCCCUGAAAAGGAAAGUUUUAGAAUUUUCAAAGAAACGAUGACAAAUAUGAUUUUUGAAGAAAAAACUGAAAGCAUAACACUUUUUAAUUUUCCAAUUAAUGAAACUGGAGUUGAAGGAUUCAAUUCGACACCAAUAAUGGGUCAAAAAACAAAUGAUCAAACAGAAAAUGAAGAUAAAGAGGGAAAUGGUGAAGAAGACAGUGAUAAUGGUGCAAGUCAACCAGAAGUAGAUUAUUUGCUUAAUUCAAAUGAAGCAGAUAAUGAAGGAAUAAAGAAUGAUGCAUAUAAGAAUAAAAAAGAAGGUGAAAUUGGAGUAAAAAAGAAAGAUGGAAAGAGGAAUGAAAAUCAGAAUGAUGAAGAGGAAAAAGAUGAUCAUGUUGAGGAAACAAAUAAUCAUGAAGAGACUAUUCAACAAACUGAAAAUGAAAAUUUGUUGGAUAAAGUUGUGGACAAUGUCCUUGGAAUUGGAGUUUUAAAUUUAAAUAGUCAAGAAGAUGAAAUCUGGAAUCACCCUGAAAUGAAAACUAUUUUCGAUAAUAUUGAUAUAGGGUCACCAAUGAGUACAGGUAAAACUAAUACUCUUGUAGAAAAGGAAAAAUCAGAAGGUGUACAUGAACAAGGAACAAAAGUUGAAAAAACAAAGGGAGAUGAUACAGGCAAGGAAAACUCUGAAGAUAGAAAUGAAGGAGGAACACAAGAUAAGAACAAGAAAGAUGGAGGUGAAGAAAAACAAACAGAAAUUGAAAAAGGAAAUGCAGAAAAUAGAGAUACUCAUCCAAACUUUAGUCUAGGUAUCAGUCAAGAUUCAGAUCAAACUUCAAGUAAAAAAUCUAAUGAAUCUUCACCAAAAAAAACACUUACAAAGAAACAAAUAAAAGACGACCAUCAGAAGGUUGUUAUCAAAUUAGCAAAGAAAAAUGUUCUUAAUCCAAAUCCAAUCUCUGUAUCAAUUCCUACUAAAGUAGGACCAUCAAAGCAUGAUCUGGAUCAACCAAGAGAGAAGAAGCUUGCUGAUGCUUUCAAAUCACCUUUUAAACGCAGAAUAACAGACACAAAACCCAAACUGACACAUCAUGAGAGUAUUGUCUGUGAAUGGUUGUUCAAAUUACAAGGCAAUACAUCAGAUGUGGUUGUCCAGACAAAAUAUGGUUAG
This is a messenger RNA of Lactuca saligna, 1584 nucleotides long. The record is from the annotation of a GenBank genome assembly. Lineage: Eukaryota; Viridiplantae; Streptophyta; Magnoliopsida; Asterales; Asteraceae.